CAGAAAUUUCCCUCUUAAUUUCAGCUUUCAUUGCCAAACACUAUAGUCAGUGGCCUAGUUGUUUUCUCAAUGAGGAAAGGUUCCACUCUCCAAUGUGCACUUUUGUGCUUCUGGGUUCCUUUCUUGCUUAUUGCCAGCUUCAAUCAUGCUACUUUUGUUAGGGCAAGAACAACUGAGGUUUCAGGGAAUGCAGUGAACACAGAUGGGAAGGUUGUGAAUGAAGAGCUGACAAAGACAAAUCAAAAUGGACAUGAUGAAGAAGCAAAAUUCAAAGGGUUUUUUCAUCCAAAACCAAUCUUCAAGAAGACAAUUCCAAAUUUUAAGCCUGAACCAAAGAUUAUUCCUGUUCCAGUGUAUAAGCCUGUACCAAAAAUAAUUCCAAUUGUUAAGCCAAUUCCUGUAUUUAAGCCUCACCCAAAACCAAUUAUAGUGAAAAAGCCAAUCCCAGCUGUUGAGACAGAGUCAUUUCUAAAGCCAAAGCCUUUCUUUAAAAAGCCUAUUAUUCAUAAAAUACCACUUCAUCCCAAAUUUGAGAAACCACAUUUACCACAUUUUCCAAUUCACAAGCCAAUUCACAAGCCAUUUAUUCCAACUCCAUGGAGUGAAGAGUUGACAAAGGCAAACCAAGAAGGACACGAUGAAGAAGCAAAGUUUAAAGGGUUUUUUCCAAAACUAAUAAUCAAUAAGCCUAUUCCAAUUGUUAAGCCUGUUCCAAAGCCAAUUCCCAUUGUUAAGCCUAUACUAAAGCCAAUUCCCAUUGUUAAACCUAUUCUAAAACCAGUUCCUAUUGUUAAACCAGUACCGAAGCCAAUUCCUGUUAUCAAGCCUAUCCCUAUUCCAGUGUAUAAGCCUAUGCCAAAACCAGUUCCCAUUGUUAAACCACUUAUAGUGAAAAAACCCAUCCCUACUGUUAAGCCAAAAGAAUUUCUAAAAUCAAAGCCUUUCUUUGAAAAGCCUAUUCCCAAACUACCAGUUAACCCCAAAUUCAAGAAACCACUUCUACCACCUUUGCCAAUUCACAAGCCAAUUUCAAUUCCAUAA
This is a messenger RNA of Abrus precatorius (Indian licorice), 1041 nucleotides long. Its product is annotated as proline-rich extensin-like protein EPR1. The record is from RefSeq and is a predicted model, not a curated record. The transcript has 3 exons. Bases 70 to 1041 code for a protein of 323 amino acids. Lineage: Eukaryota; Viridiplantae; Streptophyta; Magnoliopsida; Fabales; Fabaceae.